Messenger RNA from Desarmillaria tabescens, 606 nucleotides. RefSeq names its product Cullin repeat-like-containing domain protein. Gene Ontology annotation, biological process: SCF-dependent proteasomal ubiquitin-dependent protein catabolic process; protein ubiquitination. The record is from RefSeq and is a predicted model, not a curated record. Gene Ontology annotation, cellular component: SCF ubiquitin ligase complex. The transcript has 4 exons. The coding region runs from base 1 to 606 and encodes 201 amino acids. NCBI's taxonomy places the organism in Eukaryota, Fungi, Basidiomycota, Agaricomycetes, Agaricales, Physalacriaceae. Gene Ontology annotation, molecular function: protein-macromolecule adaptor activity; ubiquitin protein ligase binding.
AUGGCGUCUUCCGAGUAUCUCCCUUCCCUUCCUCCCAAAACGUCAAACCUAGCAACAGCUUGGGCGUUUCUGGAGGAAGGACUGGAUACUAUCAUGAAAUCUGACUCGACGAAGGAUGUUCCUACAACAUAUGCGGCGUCGCUUAACGCGGCUGUGUUUAAUUAUCACACGUCGUCAACGGACGAAUUCAAGUCCAGGGGGUCGGGCCUGGCCCAGACGCCGACAUCAGCCUUCUAUGAUAAAGUCGUUAUAUACUUAAAAGUCCGUCUCAAAAAUAUUCGGGAUACCCACAAUAGCCUGCAAGGAGAAGAGCUAUUGAGGUACUAUGGCACCGAAUGGCGACGAUACGAGAUUCGAGUGAGCUACAUGAACCGGCUGGUGUUUCCAUACCUCAAUCGGUAUUGGGUCAAAAGAGAAAGAGACGAGGGAAGAAUAAAGAUCUACCCGAUGUACACCCUUGCUCUGGUACAAUGGAAGGCAAGGGUACUUGACCCGAUCAAUCAGAAAGGUCGGCUAGCCGAUGCACUGUUACUCGCUAUUGAACGAGAGCGAAACGGGCAAGUCACUGACGAGGAGCUUGUCAAAGAUGUCAUCGACUCUUCAUAA